UAAAAUCCGCUUGUGGCGGGUGUAUGUGAUUACGCGUGAUUAAAUUUUUUACGAUUUUUAUUUAUUUUGUUACAACUAUAAAUAUUUGAAUCGUGCAAAACUAAAUUUUCGAGUCUCUUUUAUUUCUCCAAGUGUGUGUCAGUGACGUAAAUUAAAUGUUAUCGAUUUAAGCAGGUGUUGCCGACAAUAGGUUCACCCCGAAUGGAUCGAUAUCGGUGACUUCGAGCUUUUAUUAUUUGCGUCAUCGUAGGGGUGCUAGAAGAUGGAGAAAUCAGCACGACCACGGACGGCUCUUAACGAGUGUGUUAAGGUGGUAGUGCGAUGUAGACCGCUCUCAGAAAAAGAGAAGAAUGAGGGUCACGAGGAGGUGAGGAAGGUCCGGCCGGAACAAAAGUGGUACGAGCGUCUGUCGACGAAGCCAACGCCGGACAGUAAAACUUUUAAUAGUCCAGUGCAGGUGGUGAAGGUGUGGGCGGAGCGCGGAGCGGUGCAGGUGUACAACCCAAAGGGCCAGGACAAGUUGUUCACAUACGACGCUGCCUACGACUGCACAGCAGAUACGCAGACCAUUUACGAUGAAAUGGUGCGACCGUUGGUGGCGUCCGUCCUGGAUGGGUUCAACGGGUGCGUGUUCGCUUACGGGCAGACGGGCACCGGCAAGACACACACGAUGGAAGGCACGGCCGACCACGAGGGAAUCAUCCCACGAGCCUUCAGACACAUCUGGGCGCACAUCGAGAACAACGCCUCACCUGAUAUCACGCACCUUGUCUCCUGUUCCUACGUGGAGUUAUAUCUCGAGGAUGUAAGAGAUCUCUUAGCGAAAGACUGCAAGAAGCUUACUAUCAGAGGGCAGGAGUUGAAUGGUUUCUACAUCCCCGAGAUGACGUCGGUGGUGUGCAAGUCCGCGGCGGAGAUGGUGCGGACGAUGCGCGCCGGCAACCGCAACCGCGCCUCCGGCCGCACCGACAUGAACGAGCACUCCUCGCGCAGCCACGCCGUCUUCCUCGUCACCGUCGAGACGGCGCACCGCACCACAAACCGCAUUCGAGUGGGCAAGCUGAACCUGGUGGACCUGGCCGGCAGCGAGCGCCAGCGCAAGACGGGCGCGGGCGGCGAGCGGCUGCGCGAGGCGGCGCGCAUCAACCAGGCGCUGUCCUCGCUCGGCAACGUCAUCUCCGCGCUCGCAGAGAACAGCCCGCACGUGCCCUACAGAGAUUCGAAGUUAACUCGAAUAUUGCAAGACUCGUUGGGCGGUAACAGCAAGACGAUCAUGAUCGCGAACAUCGGCCCCGCCUCCUACAACUACGACGAAACCAUUACGACGCUACGGUACGCCCAUCGAGCGAAGGCUAUAAAGAAUAAGCCGGUGCGCAACGAGGACCCGAAGGACGCCAAGCUGCGCGAGUACCAGGCGGAGAUCGAGCGCCUGCGCGCCCUCAUCGAGCGCCGCCGCAAGCGCGCGCCGCGAGCGCGCACGCGCCCGCCCGCGCCGCACGAGCCGGAAGAAGAGACGGCGAGUAUCGAAAACGAACACAUCCUCGCGGCAUCGACCAUUGAACAGGAGAAGACGAAAACCGAGGAGAUCGAACACCAAAUAAAAGCGCUCGAAGAGAGAUUGGUUCAAGGCGGCGGAGGUAAAGAUCUGAUCAACGACCUCAAUGAGACCCAGCUUAUACUGGAACAGAGGAACAUGGAGAUAGCGGAGAGGAAGAAGCGGGAAGUCGAGAUGCAGCAGAAGAUAGACCUCGAGGAGGAGACGACGGCCAUAGUUACUAAUACGUUCACCACACUCCAGCAGGAGGUGGACCAUAAAACGCAAAGGUUAAAGAAGUGCCUUUCGAAGUACGCGUGCCUUCGGGAGGAGGCCGUGGAGCAGCGCGAGGCGCACGACGCGGAGCGCCGCGAGCACGAGGCGCUGCAGGCCGCGCUCAUCGCCGAGCUGCGCCGCCGCCUGCUCGUGGCCGACAGCUUCGUGCCCGAGGCCGGCCGCUCCACCGUGCUGCGCCUGCGCUACAACGACGACGCCGACGCCUGGGAGCUGCCCGAGCACAGCGGAGCCGAGCCCCUGAGCGAGCGGCCCGUGGCGAGCGGCGCGCGCCGCCCCACCUGCGCGCUGGCGCUGGCCAGCAGCGAGCCGCGGCGGCGCGCGCACAACCUGCUGGACCUGCGCCCCCUGCCGCUGCCCCCCACGGCGCGCCGCUACGUGCCGCCCGCGCCCGCGCCGCCCCCCGCGCCGCACCCCGCCGCCGCCGCGCGCGCCCCCGUCGCCGCACUCAAGGGCAUGGACGUGGUCUCCAAGAAGGAGUCGGCGGCGGAGGGCCGGCGCCUGUCGGGGCGCACGCGCGCGCCGUCGGCGCACCAGCGGCUCGGCACGGCCGGCGUGCGGUAGGCGCGGCCGGUCGUUAGUGCGCUAGACAUAGAUGUAACGUUGCAUUGUUAUAAGUUAGCGAUUGUUACCGCGAGCGAGUCGUGUGGUCGCUCGUUCCGUUCCUCUCUCGCUGACCGCGGCGGGAGGGAUCAAAAAUCGUCGAUCUUGCCAAUAAAUAGUUCACGAGGCGACGUCCGAAGCUCCGCGAACGUACUGCCCCAGAUCAACUUCGCCGAUUGAUAGCGCUGCAGUCGAGGACGACGAGUCUGAAUUGUGUUGUUACGAUAUUUUUGUACGGCAACAUUGAUAUUAAGAGAGUGAAACCGCUUAUUACGCUUCGAUACACUGCAGGUCAGUCAGCGACGCACCGAGUGCAGUGCCGCAGUACUGGACGCAGUCGGUGCAGUCCGAGCGGGCCCGCCGGGGCUCGUUAACAUGCUUCGCUCACUCGUGUUAUUGUAUCUAAUAUAAAUAGUCCCUACGAGAACACGCACUGUAAAUAGGUCCAUUGUAAUUAAACUAUCUUAGGGUCAUCAGAUCGUCACAAAUUCCAGUGCGCGACGGAACAUGACAAUGAUCUCAAUUAUGUUAAUUUCCAGUGUCUCCAGUAGACUCGCCCUUAAACGAAUUUAUUGUUUUCGUAGACACGUGUUACCGAUGAUAAAUCUAUACAACGCCCGAGUAUUAUGUAUUUUUACGUCCGAUAUGUUUUCUAUCCGAAAUUUCGGUCUGUUAGUCAAUUUAGGUUGUCAUUUGUUUUUGUAUGAGUAUAUUUUACCAUUGUUGUUUUUAGUAAAUUUUAUUUUUUUGGCUUCAUUCGACUCGAGUGCGAUUGAAGCAAGUGAUAUUAGAUAGCUCGUAGUUGUAGCCGCAGGUCGGACCGGGGCCGACGCCGGUCGAUCCCUCGUCUCUGGUUUACUGUCAUAAACUGUAACAUAAAAUUUUUGAAAUAUUGGUGUCCCAUGUGAAAAAUUACUCUCGUAAAACCAAUGAUUUUAUUGAAAUUGAGUCAAAAGAUUCAGUUAUGUUCAAAUGUGUUACCAAAGAUGGAAACUGUCCAUUCCAAGCAUUGUUGCGAGUUUCAUGUUCCUCUACUUAUAAAAAUUAUUAUUGGAUUUAUUAUAUAUUUAUUUCCAGACACGGUUUCUAGUCAAUGAUUCUUAUAUACAAAUAUAAUGUAAAUAAUUGUCUUAUUGUAGGUAUUUAAAAAGUAUAUAGACAUAGAUUAAGUAGGCCUUAUGUUCGCACAAUACUUUUUGAAUACCAAGAAAGUUGCUCCUCAAAGAUAUUUGUGUUUUAUUUAAAUUGUAGUUCAGUUUAUGUAUAAAGUAUUGAAAUACAAUUAGUAUUGUACGUAACAGAGAACAUUGUUUAUUUAUGUUUUUAUAUUAUAAAAAAUUGAUUGGCUUUAUAUUGAAAGUGUUUAAGAAGAAUGGAAUCAUGUGAUAUGUAAUUUGGAAACCGCUAGUCAGCUGUGCCGCGUACACGCUUAUACUCACUAAUAAACAUUUUUAAUUUUAGAA
This is a messenger RNA of Vanessa tameamea, 3894 nucleotides long. It is a transcript of the gene Klp68D, whose product is annotated as kinesin-like protein Klp68D. Bases 263 to 2392 code for a protein of 709 amino acids. Gene Ontology annotation, molecular function: ATP binding; microtubule binding; microtubule motor activity. NCBI's taxonomy places the organism in Eukaryota, Metazoa, Arthropoda, Insecta, Lepidoptera, Nymphalidae. The transcript is spliced from 12 exons. Gene Ontology annotation, cellular component: microtubule associated complex. Gene Ontology annotation, biological process: microtubule-based movement; spindle elongation; mitotic spindle organization. The record is from RefSeq and is a predicted model, not a curated record.